AUGAUGGACCGACAAGGUAGUCAGCAGUGCAGCACUGGGCACUGGGCGGUGUCUAAUAGUCUAUGGGAAUAUUACUACUACUACUACUACUACUACUACUACUACUACUACUACUACUACUACUACUACUACUACUACUACUACUACUACUACUACUACUACUACUACUACUACUACUACCACUACUACCACUACCACUACCACUAG
This is a messenger RNA of Penicillium diatomitis, 207 nucleotides long. RefSeq lists its product as uncharacterized. The record is from RefSeq and is a predicted model, not a curated record. The transcript has 2 exons. The coding region runs from base 1 to 207 and encodes 68 amino acids. Lineage: Eukaryota; Fungi; Ascomycota; Eurotiomycetes; Eurotiales; Aspergillaceae.